AUGCCAACACAGUUGUUUUAUAGAUGUGCAGCAGCAGAUUGCCUAAUGGCAUUGAGCACCCAAAGAGACUCUGCCUUUCUUCCUUCACCUCAUCAGUCUGCUCCUCAACCGAACCACGAUGUAGCUCUUCAGGCAAUCGAAGAAUCAAGGCUUGCAAUCGUUGUUCUCUCGCCGAAUUAUGCGUCUUCUUCCUGGUGCUUGGAUGAACUUACAAAGAUUCUCCAAUGCAUGAAAUCCAAGAGCACCGUUCUGCCAGUGUUUUAUCAUGUGGAUCCUUCCGACCUACGAAAACAAACAGGUAGUUUUGCGUGUGCGUUCGCUGAGCAUGAGGAAAGGUUUAGGGAAGACAUAGAAAGGGUGAAGAGCUGGAGAGCUGCUUUAAUUGAAGUGGCCAAUUUAUCUGGGUUUGAUUCAAAGAAUGAGUGUGAAAGAAGGCUUAUUGAAAAUAUUGUUCAAUGGGUGUGGGAGAAAGUGCAUCACAGAUUCAAAUUGUUGGAUUCCACAGAGUUAGUGGGAAUGAAGUUCAUACGUCAGCAAAUAGAUUGGCUAUUAGCUCAUCCUAAGGAUGAUGUUCGCUUUAUAGGGAUAUGGGGGAUGGGCGGAAUUGGCAAAACAACCAUUGCUCAGCUAGUUUAUGAUAGCAUUUCUACCCAUUUUGAAGUUAGCAGCUUUCUUGCUAAUGUUAGAGAGGUUUCUCAACGUGGUAAUCUUGUUGAUCUACAAAGACAACUUCUUUCUCCAAUCUUAAAGGAUCAAAUUACUCAAGUUUGGGAUGAACAGUGGGGAACCUCUAUCAUUAAGAAUUGCUUGUAUAAUAAAAAGGUUCUUCUCAUUCUUGAUGAUGUGAGUGAAUCAAGCCAACUUGAAAAAUUGGCUGGUGAAAAGGAUUGGUUUGGUAAGGGGAGUAUAAUCAUUAUUACAACUAGAGAUACACGGUUGCUAGUUAAUCAUGAUAUAUCAUGUAAGGUAGAGGGGUUAGGUGAUGAUGAUGCUCUUGAGCUCUUCAGUCGGAACGCCUUCAAAAAAAUGAGCCGGAGGAAGAGAGAUCAGUACGAAUGGAAAAGCGAAUUGGAUAAGUUGCGGAAAAUUCCUAAGUCAGAAAUUAUUGAUUUGCUCAAAAUAAGUUACGAUGGACUGGAUGACAUGAACAAGGAUAUAUUUCUUGAUGUUGCAUUUUUUCAUAAGGGGAUGUUGAAGGAGCAUGUAAUUGAAAUACUAGACAGUUGUGGCCUAUGUGGUCAUAUUGGGAUACAUUCUCUCGUUCAAAAAUCACUUUUAACUAUUGAUAUUUCAAACAACAGUGUUGAGAUGCAUGAUUUGAUACAAGAAAUGGCAUUGGAAAUUGUUCGUCGGGAGUGUUCUGAAGAGCCUGGUAGACGAAGUCGAUUGUGCAAUCGUGAUGAUAUCUCUCAUGUAUUCAUAAAUAAUACGGCAACAAACAAAAUUAAAGGCAUUGCCUUACGCAUGGCGAGACUUGAAAAGGCAAAUUGGGAUUGUGAAGCCUUCUCUAAGAUGCUUAAGCUGAAAUUUCUCGAAUUUGACAAUGUGAUCAUUUCUUCAUGCCCCAAAAUUCUUCCUAAUUCCUUGAGAAUUAUCAAAUGGAGUUGGUAUCCUUUCAAAGUUCUCCCAUCAAGUUUUCAACCGAAGUUCCUUUUUGCACUUGAGAUGCCUCAUAGCAAACUUGUACGGCUUUGGGAUGGAAGAAAGGACUUGCCAAACUUGAAAAAAAUGGACCUUUCGAGCUCUGAAAACUUGACCACAACCCCAGAUUUCAGUGGCAUUCCGAAUCUUGAGGAGUUGGAUUUUCUAUUUUGUAAGAAUUUGGUUGAGAUUCACCCGUCAAUUGCAGACCUCAAAUGUCUUAAAAGGUUGUCUCUUGUUUUUUGCUCAAAAUUGAAAAAUAUUCCAGAAUUUUCAGGGCAAAUGAAAAAUUUGUCAGUGCUUCGUUUAAAUGAUACGUCCAUUGAGAAAUUACCUUCAUCAAUAGGAUGUUUGGUUGGCCUUACUGGUCUGUUUCUAAUGGAUUGCAAAAAUCUCACGAAUCUUCCUAGUGAAAUUUGUAAUUUGAAGUCUCUUGAAGAACUGGAUGCCACUGGAUGCUCAAAAAUUGACAAACUCCCAGAGAACAUAGGGGAGAUGGAGUCUCUUACAGAGCUUCGAUUGAAUGAAACUUCUAUAAGACAGCUGCCACACUCCAUUGUUGGUUUGAAAAAAUUGAGAAAUCUAUCUUUGGGUGGAAGAAGUGGAUCACAGCCUAAUAAAUCAAGGUUUUGGUGGGGCCUCCCCCGCUUAAAAGGAAGAAAGGCUUUUGUGUUGGCUUCACUUGAUGGGGAUCUUCCCAGUGAUAUUGGUUGCUUGUCCUCUUUAGAAGGAUUAUGGCUUAGUGGAAAUAAUUUUGUUAGCCUUCCUGCAAGCAUUGGAUGUCUUUCUAAGCUUAAGUUAUUUUGGGUGAAUGGGUGCCAAAGUCUUGAACAAUUGCCAGAUCUCUCUAAGCUUAUCUCAUUAGCGGAUAUAAACAUAGCCGAUUGCACUUCCUUAAAAAGUUACCACAUCUUUCGUCAAAUUGCUCAUUAG
Prunus armeniaca (apricot) is the source of this 2574-nucleotide messenger RNA. The record is from the annotation of a GenBank genome assembly. Lineage: Eukaryota; Viridiplantae; Streptophyta; Magnoliopsida; Rosales; Rosaceae.